CUUAUCGCCUCCUUGGCCCGCACAGAGCAUGUGCCCUCGGAGCUGUGGGAGCCCUUCUACACUGACCAGUACGCGCAAGAGCACGUGAAGCCCCCGGUGACGCGACUGCUGCUCUCGGCAGAGCUGUACUGCCGGGCCUGGCGCCAGGCGCUGCCACAACUUGAAACACCCCCCAGCCCCGCUGCACUGCUGGCCCUGCUGGCGCGCAGGGGCACGGUGCCCUCGCUGCCCGAGCGCCCAGUGCAGGAGGCGGACCUGAGACACCAGCCUAUCCUCAUGGGAGCCCACCUGGCUGUCAUUGAUGCUCUCAUGGUUGUCUUCGCCUUCGAGUGGACAAAGACGCUACCCGGCCCCUUGGCCCUGGCCAGCUUGGAGCAUAAGCUCCUUUUUUGGGUGGACACGACCAUCCGGCGGCUGCAGGAGAAGACGGAGCAGGAAGCAGCACAGAGAGCAUCUCCCUCAGCCCCUGCAGAUGGGGUGGCACCAGCACAGCCCUCGCACGCAAUUGCCUUCUGUUUGAAGGAGUCGGGGAACAAACCCCCCAUGAUCCGAUACCGCAAGGACCGUGCCGUGGCCCGACGUGCACCCUGCUUUCCCACUGUGACUGGCCUCCAGGACCUGGCGAGUGGGGCCGCACUGGCUGCCACAAUCCACUGCUAUUGUCCCCAGCUGUUGCGACUCGAGGAAGUGUGUCUCAAGGACCCCAUGUCCGUGGCGGACAGCCUGUACAACCUCCAGCUCGUGCAGGAUUUCUGUGCCUCCCGCCUUCCUCGUGGCUGCCCAUUGUCCCUCGAGGACCUGCUUUAUGUGCCACCUCCCCUCAAGAUCAACCUGGUGGUGCUGCUAGCCGAGAUGUUCAUGUGCUUUGAGGUGCUGAAACCUGACUUCGUGCAGGCCAAGGACUUGCCUGAUGGUCACGCCGCCUCCCCCCGGGCCACAGAGGCUUCCACCCCUCAAAAUAGCAGUGGUGGCAGUUCUCCUGUGUUCAACUUCCGCCAUCCACUCCUGUCACCCGGUGGCCCCCAGUCCCCACUACGAGGAUCCACAGGCUCCCUGAAGUCCUCCCCAUCCAUGUCCCAUAUGGAGGUCCUCGGCAAGGCCUGGAACCGGCAGCUCAGCCGCCCCCUUUCCCAGGCAGUAUCGUUCAGCACCCCCUUUGGCCUGGACAGCGAUGUGGAUGUCGUCAUGGGAGACCCCGUCCUACUUCGCUCAGUCAGCUCAGACAGCCUGGGUCCCCCGCGCCCCGUGUCAGCCCGGACCCCUGCCCAGCCACCCCCGGAGCCUGGCGACCUGCCUACCAUUGAGGAGGCCUUGCAGAUCAUCCACAGUGCCGAGCCCCGGCUGCUCCCAGACGGGGCUGCCGAUGGCAGCUUCUACCUCCACUCCCCUGAGGGGCCCUCCAAACCGAUGCUGCCCUCCUCCUACCCGCCGGACAAGGCACCUGCCUACUUGCCCCACCUGGAGGGCGCUUCAAAACCCUCUUCCUGCCAGGCAGGGGAGGUACUGAAACCACCGGCCCUGUCUGAGGGCUCGCCGAAGGCAGUGGCUUCGUCCCCAGCUGCCAGCAACUCUGAAGUGAAGAUGACCAGCUUUGCUGAACGCAAGAAGCAGCUGGUAAAGGCUGAGGUGGAGGCCGGAGUGGCUACCCCAGCAACACCAGAAGCCCUGAGCUCAGAGAUGAGUGAGCUUGGAGCCCGGCUGGAAGAAAAACGGCGGGCCAUAGAGGCUCAGAAGCGAAGGAUCGAGGCCAUUUUUGCCAAGCACCGCCAGCGUCUAGGCAAGAGCGCUUUCCUGCAGGUGCAGCCACGGGAAGCUGGAGGGGAGGCCGAGGCCGAGCCCGAGGCCGAACCGAGCCCAACCCCUAGUGGGGAGCGGCCGGCGGGCGAGGGCCAGGGUGAGCCGUCCCCACGGCCCAAGGCAGUGACCUUCUCACCAGAACUGGGCCCAGUGCCCCCUGAGGGGCUGGGGGACUAUAACCGGGCAGUCAGCAAGCUGAGUGCUGCACUGAGCUCAUUGCAACGGGACAUGCAGAGGCUCACGGACCAGCAGCAGCGGCUCCUGGCCCCACCUGAGGCCCCUGGGCCCGCCCCGCCUCCCGCUGCGUGGGUCAUCCCUGGCCCUACAAUGGGUCCCAAAGCUGCAUCCCCUAGCCCUGCACGGCGUGCCCCAGCUGCCCGGCGCAGCCCUGGGCCCGGGCCCAGCCCGACACCCCGCAGCCCGAAGCAUGCCCGACCAGCAGAGCUGCGGCUGGCGCCACUGACGAGGGUGCUCACGCCUCCCCAUGAUGUAGACAGCCUCCCCCACCUGCGAAAGUUCUCGCCAAGCCAGGUGCCUGUGCAGACGCGGUCCUCCAUCCUCCUGGCAGAGGGGCCACCUCCUGAAGAGCCCUCGGCAAGGCCAGGCCUCAUCGAGAUCCCACUGGGCAGCCUGGAAGAGCCCUCGGCCGAGGAGGAGGGAGACGGGAGUCCCCCUGGAGCUGAAGAUUCUUUAGAGGAAGAGGCAUCUUCAGAGGGAGAACCCCGCACUGGGCUGGGCUUCUUCUAUAAGGAUGAAGACAAGCCCGAGGACGAGAUGGCCCAAAAGCGGGCCAGCCUGCUGGAGCGGCAGCAGCGGCGGGUGGAGGAGGCACGGCGUCGGAAACAGUGGCAGGAGGCCGAGAAGGAGCAGCGGAGGGAAGAGGCUGUGCGGUUGGCCCAGGAGGCAGUGGCCGCCAGUCCCCCAGCUCCCACAGCACCCCCAGCCCCUGCUGCCCAGGCUCCAGCUGAAGAAGAGGUUGGCCCCCGGCGGGGGGAGUUCACGAGGCUGGAGUAUGAACGCCGGGCCCAACUGAAGCUGAUGGAUGACCUGGACAAGGUGCUGCGGCCACGGGCCUCAGGGACCGGGGGACCAGGCCGGGGUGGACGGAGGGCCCCCCGGCCACGCUCUGGUUGCUGCGAUGACUCGGCCCUGGCACGAAGCCCAGCCCGUGGCCUGCUAGGUUCUCGGCUCAGCAAGGUCUAUUCUCAGUCCACCCUGUCGCUGUCGACUGUGGCCAAUGAGGCCAAUAACCUUGGUGUGAAAAGGCUCACAUCUCGGGCUCCGUCCCCAUCCGGCCUCAUGUCCCCGAGCCGACUGCCUGGGAGCCGCGACCGUGACUGGGAGAAUGGCAGCACCGCCUCCUCCCCAGCAUCAGUGCCUGAGUACACGGGUCCUCGGCUAUACAAGGAGCCCAGCGCCAAGUCCAACAAGUUCAUCAUCCACAACGCCCUGUCACACUGCUGCCUGGCGGGCAAGGUGAACGAGCCGCAGAAGAACCGAAUUCUCGAGGAAAUUGAGAAGAGCAAGGCCAACCACUUCCUGAUCCUCUUCCGGGACUCGAGCUGCCAGUUUCGGGCCCUCUACACACUGUCAGGGGAGACAGAGGAGCUGUCCCGGCUGGCAGGCUACGGCCCCCGCACAGUCACACCUGCCAUGGUGGAGGGCAUCUACAAGUACAAUUCUGACCGCAAGCGCUUCACCCAGAUCCCCGCCAAGACCAUGUCCAUGAGCGUGGACGCCUUUACCAUCCAGGGACACCUCUGGCAGAGCAAGAAGCCCACCACUCCCAAGAAGGGGGGCAGCACCCCCAAAUAGCCCCGCCCCAGGUGGUGCUUGACCACCACUCUCUCAGAGGACAGCCUGGAAGACAUUCAGUGGUUAUUCCUGGGCCCUGUCUGUCCCCAGCCUUGUCUGGGUGGGCCUAGAGUUCCCACCACCUUAACUUGUCCCGUCCUUCUGUGGGGGCUGAGCUGGGAGGAUCAGGGACUCAGGGCUCAGCUCAGUCCCCUGUCUGUCCUCCCCACUUUCUUGAGUAAAAUAAAGAGACCUUGAGCGCUGACAUCUCCCUGAGGUUAGCUGGGGUGCCCGUGAUGUCUGCCUGAGGGUUUUCCAGUU
Molecule: messenger RNA, 3912 nt
Organism: Pteropus alecto (black flying fox)
Lineage: Eukaryota; Metazoa; Chordata; Mammalia; Chiroptera; Pteropodidae
Gene: CAMSAP3
Product: calmodulin regulated spectrin associated protein family member 3
Exons: 17
Biological process (GO): negative regulation of microtubule depolymerization; cytoplasmic microtubule organization; neuron projection development
Cellular component (GO): microtubule minus-end
Molecular function (GO): calmodulin binding; microtubule minus-end binding; spectrin binding
Source: RefSeq, a predicted model, not a curated record